AGGCUCUGGCGCGAACCUCCUGGUAGGCGGUUGGGGCCGCGGGCCGACAGGCCCAGGUGAGGAGAGGUCGGCCAGGUCAGGUGGCGCUCAGGCAUGAAGGGGCAUCCUUCUCCCGACUCACAGGGAAGCGAAGGAGCUGUGGAUGCGCAGAGGCCUGGAGCGCAGGCUGGACUCGGAGGGCCCCCUGGAAGAGGUAAUGAUGAUGAAUCUGAUUCAGACGACCUGAAUUUCCAGAAGUCUUUGCCUUCAUCAAGUCAGAGAAAGACACCUACAAAAAAGGUUUUUGAGAAUGAAGUUAAAUCAGAGACGGUGAAAUCCUCUCCUCUGACAUUCUCAAGUAAGAAUUAUCAGUAUCUUUUUCAAGAGCCUUCAGAAAGUGAGAGUGAUGUCAGUGACUUCUCGAAUAGAGACAGGUGGAACAGUGUGGACACAGAGCCUGCAGGGCCAUCAAAGACUGUCUCCCCAGUGCGUCCUGGUAGUUGUGAGCUGUCAUAUGACAUUGGCUCGACCGUCUCUGAGAAGGAGCUGGCUCAGCUGGCUCACAUUCGACCAUUAGUAUUCAAUUAUUCUACACAAACUGUCAUGAAGAGUUUUUUAAAAAUGCUCCAGAAAAAAGAAGAAUAUGAUAUCAUCCGUGAGUUUUUGGAAUUAGAACAAAUGACUGUGCCUGAUGACUUCAAGUCUGGGAAUGAACUACUCAACAGAGACAAAAACAGAUACCGAGAUAUUCUUCCAUAUGAUUCAACACGUGUUCCUCUUGGAAAUCACAAGGACUACAUCAAUGCUAGUUAUAUUAGAAUAGUAAAUCAUGACGAAGAGUAUUUUUAUAUUGCUACUCAAGGACCACUGCCAGAAACUAUAGAAGACUUUUGGCAAAUGGUUAUGGAAAAUAAUUGUAAUGUUAUUGCUAUGAUAACGAGAGAGAUAGAAGGUGGAGUUAUCAAGUGUCACAGUUACUGGCCCAUUACUCUGAAGGAGCCAUUGGAAUUGAAACAGUUUCGCAUUCUUCUAGAGAACUGCCAGAUAACUCAGUAUUUCAUCAUUCGAAUAUUUCAAAUUGUGAAGAAGUCCACAGGAAUGAGUCACUGCGUAAAACACUUGCAGUUCACCAAAUGGCCAGACCAUGGCACUCCUGUCUCAGCAGACUUUUUCAUAAAAUAUGUCCGUUAUGUGAGGAAGAGCCACAUUACAGGACCCCUGAUUGUUCACUGCAGUGCUGGUGUAGGCCGGACGGGGGUGUUAAUAUGUGUGGAUGUCGUGUUCUGUGCCAUCGAGAAGAGCUACUCAUUCAACAUUCUGAACAUAGUGACCCAGAUGAGAAAACAGCGUCAAGGCAUGAUCCAAACAAAGGAGCAGUAUCACUUUUGUUAUGAAAUUGUGGUUGAAGUUCUUCAGAAUCUUCUGACUUUGAGUUAAGAAAGAGUCUGCGCUUCUCACUUGAGAUUACCAAGAAGCCUGUGCUGAAGGGUCUGCUGGCCAUGCCGUUUGCUUCUGAUUUUCUCUCUGAAGUCUCCCUGAAGGCAGCAUCAUCGGCACGGAGUGAACUGUUUUCACUUGAUCUUUCUGGACAAUAGCAAGUACCCUCCCAUGUUUUCCAGUGGAACAAAAGUUCCGUGAAACAACCUCAGUUUAGCUGUUUGGUUUAAGGGAUUAGAGAGUUCAAGAAAAGACUUCAGUGUAUUCAUUAAGAUUUUAUUUGGAAAGUGGCCAAAAGCCUCAUAAGAUUUCCAACACAGUACAGCCUUAUUCUGGGAGAACAUGGAGCCAAUGAACUUGAGGUUCAUGUCUUGACCUCUCACGAGCAUUUUGCAGACAGAUAUUUAUCUGUGUUCUUUAAAGAAGCUAGAGUCCAUACUCCCAGCUGGUAAUUGAAUAACUCAAAAGGACUCUAGGAUGGAUUGGCUUUUGAUAUACAUUGGUUUUUGUGUCCUAUACUUCCAUGGUCCCAGAGUGCCCUAGGGAUUUCCAAGGAAAAGCUACCUUCCUGGAGCAGUCAGGCCCUUGUCCUGCUGCCCUGGGAAACCCCUUGUGGGUGAAUAGUCCCUCCUGUCCCUCCCAUGAACACACUGCUGAACAGCCCCAAACGAAAAUACUCAUCCAUCUGUAGAUUCAGUGGAAACAUUUGCCAGGCCCAGCUUCUUUCCUAUCCUGCCCUAGCAGUUAACAUACCAUUCUGUCUGCUUUAUCAGAAGCAAGUAUUAUGAGGUACUUGCCUCUUAAUCUUUAGCUAACCAAUAAACUUUAAUAUAAGGAUAUUGCUAUGUAAGUUUGAGUCAUUUUUGGUACCUGUUAUACCAAGUGGUUUUUUUUUUUUUUAACUAAGAUCUAAAAAGAAGGUUUUGUUUGUUUGUUUGUCUUUCUCUCUUUUUUUUCUCUAGAGGCCCAUUAAGUUGUUUCUUUCUCUGCAGAAAGAUUUACAUGCAGGACAUUGGAACUAGAUUUUGGAAAACCAAAUUCAUAGUUGUGAAAGUGAAAACGUCUAUAUUCUUGUUAAAAAACUCCUGGCCAUUAUUAUAUUCAUCAUACCGAGAUUCUGCCUCAGACAGUUAUAGUGAUUCUUUGGUUAAGGGGUUUUGGUGAUCAGUCAUUCUUAAUUAUAAGCCACAAAGCAAUUGAUAAGUGUAUUUGUACAGUGAAUUCAGUAGUGAUCAGAGCUGUGAAUCAUAUUGAAAAUUCCUAAAAUUAUAAAUACUAAACUUUCAAGAGGUUAUUGCUUUGGUUAAAUGAAUACUUGAAUUGGUUGAAUUAGAAUCGAUAAGUCUCACUUUAAAAAUAAUUAUAUGGCAUAUAUUUGACAUUAACUCAAGUUGAUGAUUAUAGCUCUUUAUACUGUUUAUAUACAAAAGUCUAUGCUGAACAAUAAUAUCAUUUUGUAUGUUAUUAAAUGAAAAUAUUUACAAUGUA
Molecule: messenger RNA, 2904 nt
Organism: Peromyscus eremicus (cactus mouse)
Lineage: Eukaryota; Metazoa; Chordata; Mammalia; Rodentia; Cricetidae
Gene: Ptpn20
Product: protein tyrosine phosphatase non-receptor type 20
Exons: 11
Coding region: 94-1416 (440 amino acids)
Biological process (GO): protein dephosphorylation
Molecular function (GO): protein tyrosine phosphatase activity
Source: RefSeq, a predicted model, not a curated record